Molecule: messenger RNA, 1215 nt
Organism: Phytomonas sp. Hart1
Lineage: Eukaryota; Euglenozoa; Kinetoplastea; Trypanosomatida; Trypanosomatidae
Source: the annotation of a GenBank genome assembly
AUGACUGAAUAUAAAAAGUUAGUAACGCUUGUAGAGAAGCUUAAAGGUGAUAUCGACACACUCAUGCAGGGGUUGAUGAGGUAUUCACCUCAAAAUGAAGAUUCCACGAUGUCCAGCAGACCGACGAUCGAGAAGCUUCACGCCAUCGCAGUGGAAAUUAAGCACGCCACCCUUCAGGCUAUUCCACGCCUGCAGAAGAUCCUCUUGAAAGCACGAGAAACUGAUACGAAUCGCCAAAUCUACAACGAGAUGAUGUGCGAAAAGAUCGAGCGGCUAGUGAAAACCUUUGUCAGCGAUGUGGUAGGCCAUUUAAUUCAAGAAAACGACACUGCGAGCGAAAGGGAAGGUGAAAAAAAAGAAGAGACGCCUAUCCCGCCGUUGACCGAUAUCGUACUUGAGGAGGAUUCCCCCGUUUUGGUUAAAAUUGAGAUGUUGUAUGGCGAGCACCUCCUCCGUCGUGCGGCCGCCGAGGCCUGGACGCAGCGUAUCGCCACCGACCUCUCCGAGCUCGUCAAGUUCGAGGAGGAAAAACGCGUCGUGCUGGGCGUUUGCGAAAAACACGCUCGUUUGGGCUUUUUCGAAGAAAAAGCCCAUCAAAAGGAAAGUAUUUUAGAAAUAUUAAGGCAGAAAGAGGCGGCGAAGUGGGAGGCCGAGGAAGGAAGGAGAUGUUUGGAGCAUGCCCAUCUACAGAGCUUGACGAAAGACUUUAACAAACAUUCCAUUACCACCGCGCUGGACGAACAGAUUUCGGAUCCGGCGCUGAGGAAGUUGUUUGCCGCUCGCAUGGUUCGCCUAACCAACAACCUUCUGGUCACCCCCGAAGAGGAAGGAAUUCGCUACUUACGCAAUAAUAAUCAACGCCUGAUGGAGGACUUUGCCCAUCCUUGCCUUUCCCACGGCCCACACGGCUGCAGCUGUCGAGGAUUCCACACAAUGGCAGAGAUGAUAUGGUACGCCCUGGGGUAUGAGGUACGGUACUCAAAAAAUAAAACCCUCACACCGUCUGUGUGGUUCUUACUUAAUGGACUUCAGGAUAUCCCGCUGCCCUGCGGCCGCACACUCCACGAACAUCAGUACCUCACAAUGGGAUUUGAGGACUACUCGGAGCGCUUUUGGGAGUUAAAAGAGCCCGACGCGGCAAAGAAUCCCGAUGCGUGGAUGUUAUGGUAUGACCAGGUGCGCGAAUUUGAAGAAACGUUUCGUUUACUCAUGUGA